Glycine soja is the source of this 2162-nucleotide messenger RNA. Its product is annotated as kinesin-related protein 12-like. The transcript is spliced from 3 exons. The record is from RefSeq and is a predicted model, not a curated record. NCBI's taxonomy places the organism in Eukaryota, Viridiplantae, Streptophyta, Magnoliopsida, Fabales, Fabaceae. Bases 244 to 1923 code for a protein of 559 amino acids.
UUCAUCUUAUUUGGCUGAGGCGAUUCAGAUCUUAGGGUUUCAAUUUUUUUUUCUGUGGAGCCCCAUUGGCCAUAGCCGCCAGCCAGAGAAGAGUAGAAGCCUUCGAUCCUAGGUUUUCUUUCCCCCCCUUUCUCCCAAAUCGGACCUUUUUCGCUUCUCGAUUCGCUUCCGUAGCCGGGCGAUUUGAGGACCCAGAAAAGAACGAACCGAACGUUUUAUAUUUUUUCGGAUAAUCAAUCGAAGAUGUCUCGUUGCUUCCCUUUCCCCCCUCCUGGGUAUAGGGCACGUGGCGACGCCUUGAUCGAAUCGAUUAAGCUCCGAGAGGAGAUGGAGAAAGCAGAGAAGGACCGGAAGGAGAAGAGGGAGAAGAAGAGGGAGAAGAAAGAGAAGAAAAUGGAAAAGAAAGAGAAGAAAAAGGAGAAGAAGGAAAAGAAAGAGAGAAGGAAAGAGGAGAAAGAAAUUAAACUUAAAGAAGGAACAGCAACAACCUCUCAUGGCACUGAUGAUGGCAAAAAGUUCAAGCUCAUCAGCAAAUUGAAGGAAACCAAAGCAGAUGGGAAGUUGCAAAAGGGUGAAGACUGUGAGAAUGAACAACUUGAGAGGAGUGGGAUUACAGAGGAAUUUGACCAACCUGUUACUUCUGUGGAGCCUUGCUGUUUGUCUGACAGUACUCAAAGCAGCAAGAGAAAAAGGAGCUCCCCACAAUUAACUCAUGAUCAUGGACCUGCUAUUAAAAUUCGACUUCCUUUGAGGAAGCAUAGAGAACCUGAAGAAACGAAAUCCAAAUCUAAAUUACAAUUGGGGUCUUCUUCUGGAAGUGUGGGGGCAAUUGCAGAUUCCUUCACUAAAACUACCCUUGCAAGUGAUCCUCAGUCACAAUGUCUCAGGAUUACAGAGCCAAAACGGGUUCUUGGAAACUCUGAUUCUAGACAUGGCAAAGCUAUGCUGAAUUCAGUUCAUGGAGAUGCUGUGGUCACUAAGAAUAAUCUUGUAAGUGAUCGUCAGUCACAACAACGUCUGAUGAUUACAGAGCCCAAACGGGUUAUUGGAAACUCUGAUUCUAGACAUGUCAAAGCGAUGCUGAAUUCAGUUCAUGGAGAUGCUGUGGUCACUAAGAAUACUCUUGUAAGUGAUCGUCAGUCACAACAACGUCUAAUGAUUACAGAGCCCAAACGGGUUCUUGGAAACUCUGAUUUAAGACAUGGCAAAGCGAUGCUGAAUUCAGCUCAUGGAGAUGCUGUGGUCACUAAGAAUACUCUUGUAAGUGAUCGUCAGUCACAACAACGUCUAAUGAUUACAGAGCCCAAACAGGUUCGUGGAAGGGCUGAUUCUAGACAUGGUCAAGCGAAGCAGAAUUUAGUUCAUGGAGAUGCUAUGGUCACUAAAAAUCCCAUUGGAAGUGAUCAAUGUCUCAGGAUUACAGAGCUGAAACGGGUUCUUGGAAAUUCUGAUUCUAGAAACUGCAAAUUGAAGCAGAAUUCAGUUCAUGGAGAUGCUGUGGUCACCAAAAAUACACUUGGAAGUGAUCGUCAGUUGAAAAGUGUCAAGAUUACAGAGCCCAAAUGUGUUACUGGAAACUCUGAUUCUAAACAUUGCAAAGCGUUGCAUAAUUGGGUUCAUGGAGAUGCUAUGGUCACAGAUAAUGCAGUUGCUGAUGUCAUAGAUACUGCAGUUGAUGAUGGAAUUCAAAAAGUGGGAUCUUUGUACAAGUCUUUGUUACAGAUUCCUCCACUAACGUAUGAUGCAUUGGACUCAGUAGAUGAAGAUUGGUUAUUUAGUUCGGAACCGACAGAGGCAAGGCCCGUCUCAAAGAAACAGAAGUUUGAUUCUGAUGUCUUUCAGCUUUCAAAUUCUAUGUGGCCUCGUGCACAAUACUUGCCUGAGGUCGAAAUAUACGCGUUGCCAUACGCAGUUCCAUUUUGAUUCUUUUGGAUUUUUUUUGUCAAUAGGUGGUAGCUUUGAAAGUAGCCGCGAGCUGUGUUCUAACUGAGAACCGGUGCUUAUUGCUUUUUUGAGAGAAAAACAAUUACAUGGCAUAUGGGCAAAAAGAUUUCGUUAUAUCUUCCAAACAUGAUUCAUGUAAUUUUUUUGUCUUCCAUAUCGGACGUUAAUAGCAUUUGUAGAAUGUACAUACAUAUAAAUACUAAAUAGUUUUUUAGGAA